AUGGCCAACACUCUUUCCAUUAUCGGGCUGGUCUCCUCUCUCUUCGCAAACAUCAACAUUCCCAGCACAUCUUUCGCACCACCUGUGCACCGCAGCAGCACGAAGGUUCGCGUCUAUGCUGGGCUGUCUGGCACUGUUGGCACGAGUACGAGUGGCAACAUUCCUGGCGUAGCAUUGUGGGACUCUGCUGGCGCUUUCAUCGGGAAGGCCAUGGGCAUUUACAAUUAUGUCAUUGAGGACGGGUCAUUCUACGACCUGACAGUCAAAGGCAAGAAGGCUUCGGCAGAAUAUCUGUCAGUCGCGGCAUUUGGAAAAGAUGGACUGUGUAUAGCCGCGGUCGCCGUCACAAGUCCAACAGGAUACCAGGCAGGAUGGUUAGGAGAUGUAGGCAUGAAGUGCGGCGCGCCCUGGUACCCCAGCAACUUAGUAAUCGAAGGCUCCGGUCCACAAGCACGACCUGCAUGUGUAUGGAUCGACCAAGAUGGCAGCAAUAACCACCCUCACACAGGCAUGACCAUGCACCUGCCAAGUUUUACCGGUGCAGGCGAAGGCCUGGCCCAAGAGUACAACGAUAACAUCGACACCCUAUGCAAGAGCCUGCCACGCUUCUCGAUGUGGACCACUCGAUCUGUUCACAUGACUCUACCAGUCUACUACAAAGACCAGCUACAAUACAACGACGACGGUUCUGACAAAGACCUCGACAAAAUUCUCAACCCGAAAAUGAUGCAAAGCCAGACAACAGCGCCGAACGAUCCAACCGGCACGAAACUCGGCGUCGCGGAUGGUCCUUCCGCGCUCCUGGGAGGACCUAUCGUCGAGUUAGGACCUAGUAAACGACGACGAGCCCGACGGAGUCCUCUACAGCCACUUCACGAUCAUCUGGUCGUGAGCAACGUCACGUCUCAUAGUGCUCGCGAGGUCUGCGAGAGUCGCACAUCAGCUGGACCGGAUUUUGUGGGUGUUGUGGAAGGGCUAUUUUGUGACAUGGCUGAGAAGAUCCUGUGGCCUCUGUGCGAUGCUGGGAUCUAUACUGAUUGCUUUGAUCUGGAGUCGAAGAUCCUCAGGUCAUCGAGGCAGAGAGGAGCUAUAGCUGCAGGCACAGACACGCCGGACCAAGCUUCUCGUAUAGAACUCAAGGCGCGGAGUCUGGAAGGAGAAAUGAAGAUGUACCAGCAUGUGCAGGUGUGGUCAUGA
Lithohypha guttulata is the source of this 1197-nucleotide messenger RNA. RefSeq lists its product as uncharacterized. The transcript has a single exon. The record is from RefSeq and is a predicted model, not a curated record. Lineage: Eukaryota; Fungi; Ascomycota; Eurotiomycetes; Chaetothyriales; Trichomeriaceae. Bases 1 to 1197 code for a protein of 398 amino acids.